ACGUCUGCGCUGGUGACUUUGCAGAGUGUUCCGGGUUAGUUUUGUCGAGAGAAGUUCCCUUAUUCGGCAUUUCCUGCGAACGGGGCUGGGAGUAGGGAGCACCCUCUGAAGUACACUUCGGAAUUGGACGCAGACCAGGAAGUUCACUUCAGCGUGUGACUGGCGAAAAUGGCAGAGGCCAGUAUCUCAGUAGACCAGGAUCAGUUCAUCUGUCCCAUAUGUCUGGAUCUCCUGAGUGAUCCAGUGACUGUCCCCUGUGGUCACUGUUUCUGUAAGCGAUGUAUUAAUGGAUACUGGGAUCAGGAGGACAAUAAUAGAGUGUACUGCUGUCCUCAGUGCAGAGACACCUUCACUCCAAGGCCUGUUCUACGCAGAAACAACAUGCUGGCUGAAGUGGUGGAGAAACUCAAGAAGAAGAUGGAACUCCAAGCUGCUUCUCCUGCUCACUGUUACACUGCAUCUGCUGAUGUCGAUUGUGAUUUCUGCACUGAGAGAAAAGACAAAGCUAUCAGUUCCUGUUUGGUUUGUCUGGCCUCCUUUUGUGAAACCCAUUUAAAACCUCAUCUUGAAAGUGCUGCUUUGAAGAAACACCAGUUAAUCGAAGCUUCUGGAAAUCUAGCAGAGAAGAUCUGCUCUAAGCACGAUAAAGUGCUGGAGGUCUACUGCCGUACUGACCAAAGCUUCAUCUGUUGUCUGUGUUUGAUGGAAAAACACAAAAGCCAUGACACCGUCUCAGUUACAGCCUACAGAACUGAAAAACAGAGUAAAUUAAAGGAGGAACAGAUGAAAUCCCAGCAGAGAAUCCAGGAGAAGCUGAAGAAGGUGCAGGAGCUGAAACAGGCUGUGAAGACUAUAAAGCUGAGUGCCCAGACAGCAGUGGAGGACAGUGAGAUGAUGUUUACUGAGAUGAUCAGCCUAAUAGAGAAAAAGCGCUCGGAGGUGACGGAGCUGAUCAGAGCUCAGGAGAACGCUGAACUGAGUCGAGCUGAACGACUCCUGGAGCAACUGGAGCAGGAGAUUGCUGAUCUUCAGAGGAGACUCACUGAGCUGGAGCAGCUUUUACACACACACGAUCACGUCUAUUUUCUCCAGAGUCUCCAGUCUCUCUGUGUCUCAUCUGGACGUGGGGACUCACCCAGCAUCACUGUCAAUCAACAUCUCUCAUUUGAUGGAGUGAGGAAAUCUCUCUCCGAUCUAAAAAAGAGACUUGAGGAAUUCUGCCAGGAGAAAUUAAUUAAAAUACCUCAACAUGCUGUAGCAGCACAGAUGAUUUUACCCUCAGAUCCAAAGAGCAGAAAAGAUUUUCUUCACUAUUACUGUGAUCUGACUCUGGAUCCCAACACAGUAAAUUAUAAACUCAUUCUGUCUGAGGAGAACAGAGCGGUGACAUGCAGUGAGAAAGAUCAGCCGUACUCCAAUCAUCCACAGAGAUUUGACUUCUACUACCAGGUGUUGAGUAAGGAGAGAAUGUGUGGACGCUGUUACUGGGAGGUAAAGUGGAGCAGUGAGAUGUGUGUGUACGUAUCAGUCUCAUAUAAAGACAUCAGCAGGAAAGGACGGGGUCCUGAAUAUUGGUUUGGAGGCAACAACCAGUCCUGGAGUCUGCAAUGCUCUUCAUCUUCUUCACUCUGUUUUUAUCACAACAACGUUAAGACUGGUCUCAAAGCCCCAUCAUCCUCCACAAUAGGAGUGUAUGUGGAUCACAGUGCAGGAACUCUGUCCUUCUACAGCGUCUCUGACACCAUGAAGCUCCUCCACAGAGUCCACACUACAUUCACUCAGCCUCUGUAUGCUGGCUUCUUGCUCAGCUACGGAUCAACCGUGAGAUUAUGUGAUCCAAAAUAAAAUAUCAUUAAUGUAAUUUGUUUUGUUUUACAUAAAUAUAAAUGACGAUAACUAAGAGAUUUUCAAACAUGGCUGUUAAUGGCAUUAUCCAU
Clarias gariepinus (North African catfish) is the source of this 1937-nucleotide messenger RNA. Its product is annotated as E3 ubiquitin/ISG15 ligase TRIM25-like. The coding region runs from base 169 to 1845 and encodes 558 amino acids. NCBI's taxonomy places the organism in Eukaryota, Metazoa, Chordata, Actinopteri, Siluriformes, Clariidae. The transcript has 6 exons. Gene Ontology annotation, molecular function: zinc ion binding; protein binding. The record is from RefSeq and is a predicted model, not a curated record.